UUUAAAUGGAUACUAGUUUUACUCUCUCUUCCUCUCAUUUCCACCUAGAAUGUAGGGAAAAAAUUUCCCAACCCUUUUUUUUUACUGGUUAAAAAUAAAUGGAUCCAGUAGAAUUUUGUUCUUUCUUUAUAAAAACAAUCAGAUCCUAUAUAUUUCUAUUACAUCCAAAAAAAUUUCUUAGGUCAAGAACAAUUCUCUCUUCCUAUCUUAAAAUGGAUAAAUCAUCAAUACGGUGUUUCUUUUUUGUAGUUCUCACCAUCUUCGGCACCACCAUUGUUUCAUGUUCGAGUGCUGCAAAACAAGAUAGAGAAGUUGAGGAUGAAAGUGAAUUCAGCUACGAGUUGAACAAAGAAAACGGGCCAGCGAAAUGGGGAAAACUGAAACCGGAAUGGAAAAUGUGCGGAAAAGGAGAGAUGCAAUCUCCAAUUGAUCUUAUGAACAAAAGAGUUAAACUUGUUUCUCAUCUUGGAAAGCUAACUAGAAACUACAAACCUUCUAAUGCCACUCUCAAGAAUAGAGGCCAUGACAUGAUGCUGAAAUUUGGAGAAGAAGGGUCAGCAGGAAGUAUUAAAAUCAAUGGAACUGAAUAUAAACUCCUACAGCUUCAUUGGCAUUCUCCCUCUGAACAUACUAUCAACGGUAGAAGGUUUGCUCUCGAGCUGCAUAUGGUUCACGAAAGCAAGAACGGAAGUAUGGCUGUAGUCACAGUGCUCUACAAAAUCGGAAAGCCAGACUCUUUUCUCGGAUUGUUGGAACAUAAAAUGGCGGCGAUUACAGAUCAAAAUGACGCCAAGAAAAAUGUAGUAAUGAUAGAUCCAAGUAAAAUUAAGAUUGAGAGCAGAAACUAUUAUAGAUAUAUUGGAUCACUUACCACUCCUCCAUGUACGCAAAAUGUUACAUGGACCAUUAUUAGAACGACAAGGACUGUGACGAAGAGCCAAGUGAAUCUACUCCGAGUGGCUGUUCAUGAUGAUUCAAAUUCAAAUGCAAGGCCGGUUCAACCUACAAAUAAGCGUGAGAUACACUUAUACAGACCAAAAUCUUUAUGAUUAUGUAAUUUUCCUUCUAUUUUUACAGUAAAGAAUGUAAAUAUUAGGGAAAGUGUGGUGUAUAAUCAAAUAAAAAUUGAUAAUUUGUUAACUAACCAAAAAAAAUUGGUUAGGGACAGGGUAUUCCUUGUAUAAACUAUAAUAUAUACAAAAUUAUCCGUCCUCUUACCCUUAUUACA
Arabidopsis lyrata subsp. lyrata is the source of this 1228-nucleotide messenger RNA. RefSeq names its product alpha carbonic anhydrase 2-like. The record is from RefSeq and is a predicted model, not a curated record. Lineage: Eukaryota; Viridiplantae; Streptophyta; Magnoliopsida; Brassicales; Brassicaceae. The transcript has 7 exons. Bases 99 to 1049 code for a protein of 316 amino acids. Gene Ontology annotation, molecular function: zinc ion binding; carbonate dehydratase activity.